Messenger RNA from Menidia menidia (Atlantic silverside), 4656 nucleotides. The record is from the annotation of a GenBank genome assembly. Lineage: Eukaryota; Metazoa; Chordata; Actinopteri; Atheriniformes; Atherinopsidae.
AGACACGCACAUCACGGGGACAGGAAAGGCGGGGUGGGGGCACAGUAACUUAAACCUUUUUUUAAACAACCCACACUAACGGGACGGGGUCUGACACAACCGGGGCGUGACAGGACGAUUAAACAUUUAGUUUUUUUUAAACAAGUGUCAACCAGGGCACUGUCACCUUUCGUCCUGCGCACUCACUGCGUCUCCCGUGGCAUGCAAACACACCGCACGCGCCAGAUUCCGUCACGUUCACUUGUUAUCCACGAACUGCCGCGAUGGUUAAAUGUCCUGUUUAAUGGUCGAGAGGUGUGGAGCCGGCACUUUUGAAUGGUUGGAGCAGAAUGCCAUACAGGUUCGCAUGCUGGUGCUGGAGGAGCUGUGGGGCCGAGAUCUCAUGAUGCGAGACUCCAGUCUUGGCGUCGGGGUUUGUCCAGAUGAGCCCCCUGGCUCACCGGUGUGGGGACCCUUAAGGACUCCUCCUGUUACUUGUGGUGGCCUGUCGCUGGCCCUGGAGCUUCCAGCUCUCAUACGGCAGCUCAGGGCAGCCUGGAGAGCUCGCAGGGGGGGGGCCCAGGGGCCAGAGAGAAGUCAAGGCAACACUUGGGUUGCAGAGAAGGAGGAGGUAGAAGAUGUCAAGCAGGACAUAGAGUACAACAGUGCUCAUCUGGAAGCUGAUGGCAGGCUGAACACCGGUCAUGGUAAUGCUGGUGUCUUGCUGGCAGAAAGACGAGGCUCUUACCCGCUGAUUGACCUGAGGAUUGUGAAAACCAGUGCCCAUCAGGGGGAGGUAGAGUCCGGCACCAGGAAAAAGUUGAAGCGCCUCCUGAGCUUCCAGAGAUACUGCCACGCCUCCAGGUUGCUGAGGGGGUUGGUUCCCCACACCCCAGGGUCCCUACACCUACUGGAUGAUGAUUACCUGGGACAGGCAGCUCACAUGCUGUCAAAAGUAGGCACGUGGAACUUUGACAUAUUUCUCUUCGAUCGUCUUACAAAUGGAAACAGUCUGGUGACUCUGAUGUGCCAUCUCUUCAAUGUCUAUGGUCUCAUUCACCACUUCCAGCUGGACAUGGUCAAACUGCACAGGUUUCUUGGCAUGGUGCAGGAGGACUACCACUCCCAGAACCCCUAUCACAAUGCUGUUCACGCAGCUGACGUCACUCAGGCCAUGUACUGCUACCUGAACGAGCCAAAGCUGACCGAGCAGCUGACCCCCAUGGACGUGUUCCUGGGCCUGAUGGCAGCGGCGGCCCAUGACGUGGACCAUCCAGGGGUCAACCAACCCUUUCUCAUCAAGACCAGACACCACCUGGCCUCCCUCUAUCAGAACACGUCUGUGCUGGAGAGUCACCACUGGAGAUCCACUGUGGGCAUGCUGAGAGAGUCAGGACUGCUGUCCCACCUGCCUGCCGAUAUUUCGCAGGACAUAGAACAGCAGCUGGGCUCUCUCAUCCUGGCCACAGACAUCGGCAGGCAGAAUGAGUUUCUGCUAACGUUCAGAGAACAUCUGGACAACCAGGACCUGGACCUUCAACAGGCUUCACACAGACACUUCAUCCUGCAGAUUGCUCUGAAGUGUGCAGACGUCUGUAACCCGUGCCGCGUUUGGGAGCUGAGCAGGCAGUGGAGUGAGAGGGUGUGUGAGGAAUUCUACAGGCAGGGUGACCUGGAGAGAAAAUUUGAUUUGGAAAUCAGUCCUCUGUGUGACCAGCGGGCAGAUUCUGUUCCAGCUAUCCAAACAGGUUUCAUCUCCUACAUCGUGGAGCCGCUGUUUGAGGAGUGGCACCGCUUCACUGAGCCCAGUCCGCUCAGCCAGGCCAUGCUGGGCCAACUGCACAAGAACAAAGCUUGCUGGAGCCGCCUCCGACAUGCCAACCAACCGUCAGACACGCAAACCGAGGAGCCCGAAGGCGACGGGGAGGGAGAAGACAUCCCUUAAUGCUCUUCUUGUUUCUUGGGGUGUUUGAUUUUCCUGUGAUCAUGGAGGAGAGGAGUUUUUUACCAAACUCCAGGUUUAUCCUCCAGAAUGUUUCCUCCCACUGCUGGUGGCUCACUGGCUUUGAGAGUGGGAGCACUGGAAAGGCACAUGUCUCAGUUAUUGAAGAAACGGCUCCCUCUGCUGGAGCAGCAGAGGAUUGGUAGGCGCUGCUCAGAGAACGCAGGGGAGGGAACGCUUCAACCUUAGUAAAUAAGUGCAAAUUUUGAAAUGCCUUUUUGUUUAACCCUGCAUAACAUGAAUGGAGAAAAAUGGAUCAGGAUUUAAAGGUUGUGGUCGCUGACUAAAUGGAGGGAAUGUUACGCUGCUAAAACAAUAGAGAAAUUACUAAGCCAAAACUAUACCCAGGUCAGUUUGACUGUGCGGGAAAAUACGUGAAAGGAUUAGAGGACUGUAUAAAUAUGUCACAGGUCUAUGCUUUUAAACCUUAAGAAAACACAAAUAUAAAUUUCUUUUUAAAGUUUUUUGUACUGCUUGCACUCCUGAUGGAAGAUUUUUUCAUAUCAGAAUCUCACUUGUCUACUUCUCACUGAGACGUGUGUUUCAAGAACUAAAUUGGUAUGUCAAGGUGCUGUAAAGUGUCACACUUUGAGUGUUUUAUCUACUCAGCCGAUCGGUUUGAGAACUAGCUUUAGUUGGUUUGGACAGUCUGAACACAUUCAGCUGGACUCGAGUCGGAUCAUUCUUAUGAAAAGACAGAUUUCCUCUUGAUUUUCAUACUAUAUUAGAAGCAGUGUAACCUGUAGAUACUUUGAUGUAUGACAUCAUCACUUCACAUGCCAAAAUCUUCAGAACUUUUUCACAUCUUUAAAGAGCAUGGCCAUUUAGAAAUACAACUCACCUCGCUCUGAUGUGAUGCUCUGUGACAGCUACACAGGUGCAUUCACUUAUAGGUUCAACUCACUUUACAAGCUCAUGCACAACAAAGCCUUAACUGCAAUUUGGUUUGUCAGGGAAACGCGGGGUUUCAAAAUGCUCAUUCACACUUUCUGCCUGUUGUCCUUCAGCCAUACCAGCAUACUGAAAUACAACAACAGAGUACUGAGGCAGCUUUUUUCCUGCUUGAUCUUUCACCCAGUGUCAGGGUCCGAUUGGAUGUCAGACCCUGUAUUGCCAAGGUGCCAAGUUACUGUAAAGAUUAUGCAGUCACUGCUCUGUUACCUCACUGAGGCUUUUCUAGAGAUUCCUUGCCACACUUGCAGCAGGCACUGUGCUGACUUGGGCUGAGAAGUAACCACACACAGUUUAAAUGUAUUAUAUCCAGCAGUUAUUAUAAAGAAAGAGUAUGCUAUCAUUAAUGUAAAAACAUUCAGUUCACUAAAAUUCUAUUACUUAAUAUGUGUAUAGUCUCAAUGAUGAGACCGAUUAUAUUUCCUAUGACAAAAGAUAUGUGUAAAUACAUAGUUGGUCCAAAUAUCAGUUGUACAACAUAGUUUUUAUUACUCUGCUCUAAACAUGUACAGUUAAGGUUUUCAGAUUUGAAAUUAAUCUCUGGUGGGAUGGACACUGAGCACCCAGUGUUUACAGAGCUCCAGCCCAGAUCCCUCCUGAGCUGCAGAGCAGCUGGCUUCAACGCAGAGUAUUCUGUAAGAGCAUCACAAAUGUGUACAAAAUGAUUAACUGAUAUGACAGGUGUUUUUUAAAACUAUUAUUUCUGCCUUUUCAAUGAGAUGCAGUGCAAUAAUGUUCAAAUUCCAGGCCGCUUUCCUUUGGUUCUACUCCCCGGGCAGUUAUCUUGGAAAUGAUUUAUAUGUCUUUAUAACAGGCUUUGCAGGAGGUCCCGGUUUAUAUCAGCCGCUCCAUGGUCACCGUUUCUACAUCACUGCUGUGGUGGAGACUCACAGACUGAUGGAAAAAGCCUGGUGUUAAUCACUAAUGUCAUUUGCCGGAAAGUUUACAGAUUCAGUCUUGUUUUGAUUUGUCACAGCUUCCAGGGUUUAGGGCAAAGCCUGUCUUCACAUGUGAACCGGGAACCAAGUUAGGCAUCAUUAUCUUUAAAAAAAAAAAAACAUGCAGUAUUUGAUUCUCUGUGAGUCAGUGUAGACCUGGUCCAGACAAGCAGGCCUUUAAAUACCUCUCAGAAUUAAGACUGUUACAGGGUGACUGAGCCAUACUGGUUUGACAAAGGACUACUCUUAAACACUGUAUGUAACACCAGAUUCAUAUUUCAUGGCCUAGGGUUAAGUCUCAUCUCAUGUUAAAUCUGCUAAUUGAUAUGAUUUCAGACUAAAUUUAGAGUCAAAUCAAAAUGGUAUUGUAUGUAUUCUAUAUUUGUUUUCAUGUGCCCUAAGCACCUGUCCUGUGUUAAAUCUAUGGUAAUUUGAUAAUUAUUUUAAAAAAUAAUUUGAUAUAUUUCUACUCCGGAUUUUAAUUUGUCUUCAAUACUAAACCAGAAAUGUCUAUUUUACAUAACAUAAUGAUGAUCAUCUGUUUUGAUUAGAGUUCCACCUAUCUCAUGCCAGCUACGUCGUGACCGUAUUUCACACUGUGUGGGGAUUGUAAUAUUUGAAAAGGGGGCCACAUUCUGGUUUGUGGUCCCUCAGGUGAUUCAAACAGGGUGUGAAUGUGCAUGGUGGAUUGGUCACCUGACGUCUCAACUGUAAACUUGUUUUCUGGCAGCCACCUACUGAGCACUGUGAAGAGCAAAUAAACGUUUUUAAUGUACAGAAAACGAA